Molecule: messenger RNA, 1767 nt
Organism: Trichoderma asperellum CBS 433.97
Lineage: Eukaryota; Fungi; Ascomycota; Sordariomycetes; Hypocreales; Hypocreaceae
Source: RefSeq, a predicted model, not a curated record
AUGAACGUGAGCUCGCCAGCGACGGGUACAGCACCACCGCUUGUGAAUAGAGACGAUAUGAAGAAGCUAGCUCUACACGCACCCGAUACAGCAGUAAGACAAGCUGGAGAUGCAAGAUCGGUUACUGACAGCGGCCAUAAAUCCAAGGUCGAUGAAACAAUUUUGAAAGAUGUAGAGCGCCUUCUGAAAUUACACUAUCUUCGUUCCCGCAGCUACAACUCAGCUAUGGAAAUCUUGUACGGACGUAAUACGACUUCAGACUUGGAACUAUAUUUUGACUUAUCGGGGCACGCCAACAUAACCCAGACUGGGCUUGAGAACUUGUUAUCGAAGCUCAAGUUUGAAGACAUUCUCCAAUACGUCGCUAUUCCGAAACUCAGUGUAGAGGUGAAUGUAAAUGCAGCAAAUAGCAAGCGAGCUCGAGGAUCUGGGCGUUCAUCAAAACAAGAUGGAGAUGGUCGGAGAGACUUGUGCUACAUCUUCGAUCGAUUGAGAAAGAAAGGUGUUAAGACCGUUCUCAAAGUCAUCAUUGACGACUCAACGAUGCCUGCUCACAGCGAUGAGGCCAUUGAGGACGCAUUGAAGUUUAUGGACGUGGAAAUUUGGGAUUGGAAGAGGACGGACUUGUGCUCUGAAGUCAUUUACAGGGUGGCAUCUAAAGCACGUGAAGUCCAUUUAUAUUGGAGCGGCAAUAAUGCAGUCCUUAGAGGAUGGAGCGAAGAGGGCGGCUUGAAGAGACUAAGUCAACUGAAAACAGUUCAUCUGCAUAUCCAACAGGACUUCCGACGACUACUCUUCGAUGCCGAACGCUACUACGAGCGAGGAAAAGUUGAGGAGACUAUUGAAGAGCCAAUUAAAAUUGCUCUUAUUGAUGACGGCGUAGACGUUAAAGAUCUCGAGUUUAGCUUCAUUGGAGGCCGGACGUUCUGUAAGCGAGACGAGGAGCAUAAUCUUAACGACCCUUACUAUGUGUCUAGUACAGGACACGGAACCAUCAUGGCGAAGCAAAUUCACUUGCUGUGUCCUCGCGCACAGUUUUAUGUUUUAAGGUUGGAGGACCAUGCUUCAGAAGAGGGCGGUCGACAGAUAACGGCCAAGAGUGCCGCGCAAGCAAUUAUGGCGGCCGUGAGAAAGAAGGUUCAUAUCAUUUCGAUGUCUUGGACUAUCGAUCCUCCUGAAGAUGAGGAAGAGAGGCGGCUCCUUGACUUCGCCAUAGGAACGGCGGCGAACGAAAAUAUUCUCCUUUUCUGUUCGGCGAGCGACAAGGGAGCCAAGAGCAGUGAAACCUAUCCCUCCAAAGCAACUAAAAAGAUAUUCACCAUUGGAGCGGCGACAUCAUCGGGCAUGGCCGAUCCUUGGGUCGGCAAUCUUGGAAACAUCAACUUUACAUUCCCAGGCACUAAAGUCGAGAUGGAUGGGCUGCGAACUGAUGAUUCUUCGUCGAGAGAGGUCAGUGGCUCGUCCAUUGCAACGGCUUUGGCCGCUGGUCUUGCAGGCCUGGUGUUGUAUUGCGUUCAGGUACGGCUGUUGCUGGCGACCGACCAUGAAAAGCAAAAGGCGCGGCGGGAUUUCCAGCUUUUGAAACAGCAUGAUUAUAUGAUGAAAGCUCUCAAGGAUAUUGGUACCACGGAGGAGAGUAAUCACAAGUUUAUCGAGGUAUGGGAGGUAUUUGGAAAGAAGGUCGAAGAGAAGGAGAGAUAUGACCAAGAGAGGUGGCUCGAUUUGAUCGCCGAAGUAGGUAUGAUUCUAUGCAGAAAGAUUAGUUAG